AUGCAUGGACGUCUCCGGGUCCACUGUAUAUACCAUGGUGAUAGUGGAGUUACUGUGUUAGAUAAUUAUAGUGUAGACAUGUCCGCUCCGCUACACCCGUCGCUACGCUGGCCCGCACCUGUCACACCAGCACCGGGCACGUGCGUGCUGUUCUCCUCAGGCGAUGAAACCAUGCACUGUGUCACACCAGUCAAACGGGGCACCAGAUACUCCAUGCUGUUCUGGCUCAGCACCGAUCGGUCGGCUGGGGAGGACGCAGUGGUCCUCAGCAUCAUGAAGAAGUUACGUGCACCGGUACAGAUGUACUUUGACGAACGCGUGUUCGGAAUGGGACCACAAGCCACUUGGGACUACACACGGGAUCCACAUCUCGUGCACAACUCAUUGGCCGCUGUCGGACUGACCGUGUGUGGCGAUGACGUGUGCUCGAUUGGGUCUAACAAUAUGGAGGUGAGUGUCGUAUAG
Sphaeroforma arctica JP610 is the source of this 465-nucleotide messenger RNA. RefSeq lists its product as hypothetical. NCBI's taxonomy places the organism in Eukaryota, Ichthyosporea, Ichthyophonida. Gene Ontology annotation, biological process: collagen metabolic process. The coding region runs from base 1 to 465 and encodes 154 amino acids. The record is from RefSeq and is a predicted model, not a curated record. The transcript has 4 exons.